AUGACCACUUCGAAAAAAGACAUUAAAAAGACACAGAGUGCAGGUAUGUACGAAAAGGCGAAACGUCUGCACCAGCAGGUUUCACACCUUACAGAAAAGCAUCAGAGGCGGCAAGCUCAAUGGUUGGAAGUUCAGGACCAUAUUCUCCAACACAAAGCUUUCACCGAAGAGCACGUCGUUGACAUGGGCGACAAAAUUUGUUACUGUAAAUUCAAAGAACCUAAACUAGCUUCAGUCUCUCUAGAAGCGAAAGAUGGAGGUAUCACUGGCAGUAUAAAAAGUGAAAAUGUUCAAGCUGCAAAAUUAGAAGAACAAGCUAAAGUAAAUACAACCAACGGUAGUAAGAAGCCAGAAAAAGAGAAAUCAGAAUUUUCUCCAUUUUCAUCCACUUCUGGAGACCACAGUUCUGUAAGGACCAGUGCUGGAAAACCACACACACAGUCAGUUACAGCCUCUGUUCAAUCCUCUGAUUUCAACUCAGAGGAGACAGGUGACAUUAAACUAACAUCAGUAAGUCUCACACAAAGUUCUACGGGUAAACACAGCCAGGAAAUUCCCACACAGGAAACAUCGUGGCUCAUCCAAAAACUAUCAAGGCGUCCACCUAAGGGAGAAGCACAGGUAGCUCCCGGUCCAUCAGGAAACAGUCACGAAUAUCCAAUUCAUGUAGAAGGUACAGGAAGUGUUCCACAUCAGAACAAACAAACUCCAGCAACUGGACAUGAUGGAACUUCCUCUGCCUUACAAGCAUCUCCAUCAACUACAGGAAGGGCACCAAGUCAGAAUGCACAGAGUUCGACGAAUGCACAUGCUGAAACUUCCUCUGCUGUACCCUCAUCUGCCUUGACUUAUGGUAAUGUACCAAGCCAGAUUGCACAAAGUUCGGUAAAUACACAUGUUCCAAUAUUCUCUGCAAUACCACCAUCACCCUGCACUACAGGAGGUGUAACAAGUCAGAAUGCCCACAGUUUGGCAAAUGCACAUGCUGAAACUUCCUCUGCAAUACCACAAUUUUCCUGGAUUACAAGAGGUGUAUCUGAUCAGAAAGAACGUAGUUCUGCAAAUGCACAAGCUGAAGCUACUUAUGCUCCACUACAGUCCCCAUGGACUACCGGAAGUGUACCAAGUCAGAAUGCGCACACAUCAGAAAAUGCACAAACUGAAACAUCUGUGACAAUACCACCAUCUCCCUGGCCUACAGGAAGUGUACAAAGUCAGAAUGCACGGACAGUGGCAAAUGCACAACCUGAAACAUCCUCUGCAAUACCACAAUCUCCACGUACUACAGGAGGUCUACAAAGUGAGAAGGCAUACAGUUCAGCAAAUGCACAUGCUGAAACUUUCUUUUCAGUACUACCACCAUCCAUGACAACAGGAGGAGUAACAGGUCAGAACGCAAACAGUGUGGCCAAUGCACAUGCAGAAACCUCACUUGCAAUACCAGCAUCUUCCACAACAACAGGAAGUGUACUAAGUCAGAAUACACACAAUUCAGCAAAUGCACAUGUUGAAACUUUCUCAGCGUUACAACCAUCUUCCUGGAAAACAGGAAGUGUACCAACUCAGAAAUCAUACACUCCGGCAAAUGCACAAGCUGGUACUUCUUCUGCACUACCAUCAUCUCCCUUAACUGCAAGCAGUGUAACAAGUCAGAACACACACACUUCAACAAAUGCACAUGCUGAAAUUUCCUCACCAUUGUCACCAUCUCCCUGGACUGCAGGUAGUGUACGUAAUCAGAAAGCACAGAGUUCAGCAAAGGCACAUGCUGAAACUUCCUUUACAUUACUACCACCUUUGAAUACAGGAAGUGUAGCAGGUCAUAAAACACACAGUGCAGCAAAUGCACAGACUGAUACUUACUCUGCAACACCACAAUCUUCCUUGACUACAAGUAGUGUAACGAGUAAGAAAGCACACACUUCAAUGUAUACACAUGCUGAACCUUUGUCUGCAAUACCACCAUCACCCAUGACAACAGGAGGUGUAGUGAGUCAGACUGCACACAGUUCGGCAAAUGCACAAACUAUAACUUUCCCUGCAAUUACUAUAUCGCCUUGGAGUACUGGAAGUAUACCAAAUCUCAUUGCGCAAAGUGUGGCAGAUUCACAAGCUGAAAUUUUCUCUGCAGUGCCACCAUAUCCCUUGACCUCAAGUAGUGCACCAAGUCAGAAACCACACACUUCAGCAAAAUCACAUGCUGGAACUUCGUCUGCAAUACCAUCACCCAUGACAGCAAGAGGGGUAACAAGUCAGAACCCAUACAAUUUGGCAAAUGCACAUGCUGAGAUUUCCUCUGCAGUACCAACAUCUCUCUGGACUGCUGCAAGGGUACCAGGUCAGACUGCACACAGUCUAGCAAGUGCACAUGCAGAAACAAUAUCUGCAAUACCAACAUCUUCCUCGGCGACAGGAAGUGUACCAAGUCAGAGUACACACAGCACAGGAAAUGUACAUGCAGAAACGUUUCCUGCCUUACAACCAUCCCCUGUCAAAGUAGGAAGUGUGCCAAAUACCAACGCACAGAGUUCGGCAAAUUCAUAUGCUAAAACUUUCUCUGCAGUACCACCAUCCCUGUGGUCUACUGGAAAAGUAUCAAGUCAGAUGGCACAUAGUUCAGCAAAUGCAUUAGCUGCAGCUUCCUCCACAUUACCACUAUCACCCAAGAUCACAGGAGGUGUACUCAGUCAGAAAGCACACAGUUUGGCAAAUGCAAAUGCUGAAUCACCCUCAGCAAGUAAGAAUGCACUCAGUUCUGCAAAUGCACAUGCAGAAACAUCCUCUACCUUACAACCAUCCCCUAUGACUAUCGGUAGCAUAACCAUUCCAAAUGUACAGAGUUCAGAGAACUCACAUGCUCAAACUGCCUCUGCAAUACCACCAUCCAUCUGGACGACAGGACUUGUACCAAGUCAGACGGCACACAAUUUGGCAAAUGCACAAGCUGGAACUUACUCUACAAUUCCACUAUCCCCCUUGACUACAGGAAGUACACCGAAACAAAUCACACAAAAUUUGGCAAAUGCAUAUACUGAAACUUCCUCUGCAAUACCAUCAUCUCCAUUGACUACAAGUAGCGUACCAAGCCAGGAAGCACAGACUUCAGCAGAAGCACAUGGUGGAACUUUAUCUGCAACACCACCAUCACCUAUAACGACAGGAGGUGUACCAAAUCAGAAUGCACACAAUUCGGCAAAUGCGCAUGUUGUAGCUUCGCCAUCAUCUCAAAUGACUACGAAAAGUGUAUCAAGUCAGAAUAACCACAGUCCAACAAAUACAAAGGCUGCAACUUCCUCUGCCUUAUUAGCAUCUCCCAUGACUUUGGAAAGUGUACCACAUCAGAAUGGACAGAGUUCGGUAAAUGCAAAUGCUGAGACUUCGUUUCCAGUAUCAUCACCUAUCUGGAAAGCUGGAAGGCUAUCAGGUGUGAUUGCACACAGUUCAGCCGAUGCACAUGGCACAUAUCCCUCUGCAGUACCUCCAUCUCCCUGGACUAUAGGAAAUGUACAACACAAGAUGGCUCACAGUUCUACAAAUGCACAUGCUGCAACUCCCUCAGCAAAAUCACAAUAUUCGUCGACUACAGGAAAUAAACCAAGUGAGAAUACACACAGCUCAGCAAAUACAAAUGCUGAAACUUCCUCCGCCUUACAGCAAACUACCAUGAAUAUAAAAAAUCUAACAAUUCACAAUGCAAAGAGUUCUACUAAUGCACGUUCUGAAACUUCCUCUGCAGUACCAACAUCGCCCUGGACUACAGGAAAUGUACCAAGUCAUAACGCACACAUAACAGAAAAUGCACAAGCUGGAAGCACUUCUACAGUAGCACCACCUUCCUUGACUACAGGGAGUGAACCAACUACAAACACACACAGUUCAGCUAAAGCACAUGCUGAAUUUUCCCCUGCUUUACAAUCAUUGCCUUUGACUAUUGGAAGUCUACCAAUUGAGCACACAGAAAGCUUGGCAAAUGCACAGGCUGAAACUUCCUCUGCAAUAUCACCAUUAUCAAUAACUGCUGGAGAAAUACCAAGUAAGAAUGUAUACAGUUCAGCCAGUGUACAUACUGAAACUUCCUCUGCAGUACCACCAUCACACUGGACUACAGGAAGUGUACUAAGUCAGAAGGCACACACUUUAGCAAAUACAAAUUCCGAAACGACUGCUGCAAUAGCAGCAUCUACCUGGACUACAGGUAGUGUACCAACUCAGAAUGCACAAAGUAUGGCAAAUGCACAUGCCGGAACAGCAUCAGCAAUACAACCAUCAGUCACGGCUUCAGCUAUCGUACUAAGUAAGAAUGCACACACCUUGGCAAAUGCAAAUGCUGAACGUUCGUCUGCAGUAACACCAUCCUCCAGGACUGCAGGAACUAUACCAAAUUCGAAUAUACACACUUCAGCAAAUGCGCAGACUGAAACUUCCUCAUGGAUACAAUCAUCUCCAUUGACUAUAGGAAGAGUGACAGGGAAGAAUGCAGAGAGUGAGGCAAAUGCACAUGCUGAAACUUCCUAUGAUGUACCAACAUCCCCCUGGACUACAGGUAUCGCACCAAGUCAACACGCUCAAAGUUCAGCAGAUGCACACACAGAAAUGUAUCCUGUAAAACCACUAUCACUCUUAACUAUGGGUGAAGUACGAAGUCAAAAUUCUUACAUGUCCCCAAAUGCACAUGGUGAAGUAUCCGCAGCAAUACCACCAUCACCUAUGACUAAAGGAAAUGUACCAACUCAAAAUGAACCCAAUUCAGCAAAAGCACAUGAUGAAACAUCAUCUGCAAAUCCAUCAUUUUCCCAGAAUACAGGUAGUUCAACUAAUACGAAAACACACAGUACGGCAAAUGCACAGGCUGAAAUUUCCUCUACAAUACCACCACCAUCCAUGACUAUCGGAGAAGUACCAAGUCAAAGUGCCUACAGUUCAGCCAAUGCACAUGCUGACACAUACUCUGCAAUAGCACCAUCACCAAUGACUACAGGAGGUAUCCCAAGUCCGAAAGCACACAGUUCGGCAGAAGCACAUGCUGAAUCGUUAGCAGUAAUUCCACCACAUUUCUGGACUACAGGUAGUGCACCUAGUGAGAAAACCCACAGUAUGGCAAAUGCACAAACUGAAAUUUCCUCAGCAGUACCAACAUUACCCUGGACUACAGGAAGUGUACUAGAUGAGAAGGCACACAGUACAGCAAGUUCACAUUCUGAAACAUCUGCUGCAACUGAACUAUCUCCCUGGACUACUGGUAGUGUACAAAGCCCGAAUGCACACAGCAUUGCAAAUGCACAUGAUGGAACUGCCGCAGCAAUCCCCCCAUCAGCCAUUCUUUCAGGAGAUAUACCUAGUAAUAUUGCACACAGCUCAUCAACUGCACACGCUGAAAGUGUUUCUGCAGUAGGACCACCUUCCUUAACUCCAGGGAGUUUACCAAAUCCAAAUAUACACAGUUCAGAUAAAGCACAUGCUGACAUAUCCCCUGCUUUUAAACCAUCUCCUUUGACUAUUGGAACUGUACCAAGUCUGAAGACAGAGAGUUUGGCAAACGCACGGGCUGAAAUUUCAUCUACAACGCCACCACCAUCCAUGACUAUCGGAGACGUACCAAGUCAAAGUGCCUACAGUUCAGCCAAAGCACAUUCUGAAGCAUACUCUGCAACAGCACCAUCACCAAUGACUACAGGAGGUAUCCCAAGUCCGAUAGCACACAGUUCGGCAGAAGCACAUGCUGAAUCGUUAGCAGUAAUUCCACCAUUUUCCUGGACUACAGGUAGUACACCUAGUGAGAAAGCGCACAGUAUGGCAAAUGCACAAACUGAAAUUUCCUCAGCAGUACCAAUAUCACCCUGGACUACAGGAAGUGUACUACAUGAGAAGGCACACAGUACAGCAAGUUCACAUUCUGAAACAGCUGCUGCAACAGCACCAUCUACAUGGACUACCGGUAGUGUACAAAGGACGAAUGCACACAGCAUGGCAAAUGCACAUGCUGGAACUGCCUCAGCAAUCCCUCCAUCAUCCAUUGUUUCAGGAAAUGUACCUAGUCAUAAUGCACACAUCUCAUCAACAGCACAUGCUGAAAGUGCUUCUGCAAUAGGACCACCUUCCUUAACUGCAGGGAAUUUACCAACCCCCAACAUACACAGUUCGGCUAAAGCAGAUGCUGAAAUUUCCCCUGCUUUAAAACCAUCUCCUUUGACUAUUGGAAGUGUACCAAGUCACAAUUCAGAGAGCUUAGUACAUGCACAGUCUGAAUCAUCCUCUGAUAUACCAUCAUCAUUCACGGCUAUCGGUAAAGUACCAGGUCAAAGUGCCUACAGUUCAGCCAAAGCACAUUCUGAAGCAUACUCUGCAAUAGCACCAUCACCAAUGACUACAGCAGGUGUGCCAAGUCCUAAAGCACACAGUUCGGCAGAAGCACAUGCUGAAUCGUUAGCAGUAAUUCCACUAUUUUCCUGGACUACAGGCAGUACACCUAGUGAGAAAGCGCACAGUAUGGCAAAUGCCCAAACUGAAAUUUCCUCAGCAGUACCAAUAUCACCCUGGACUACAGGAAGAGUACUAAAUGAGAAGGCACACAGUACAGCAAGUUCACAUUCUGAAACAGCUGCAGCAACAGCACCAUCUACAUGGACUACCACUAGUGUACAAAGCCCGAAUGCACACAGCAUGGCAAAUGCACAUGCUGUAACUGCCUCAGCAAUCCCUCCAUCAUCCAUUGUUUCAGGAGAUGUACCUAGUCAUAAUGCACACAUCUCAUCAACUUCACAUGCUGAAAGUGCUUCUGCAAUAGGACCACCCUCCUUAACUGCAGGGAAUUUACCAACUCCAAACAUACACAGUUCGGCUAAAGCACAUGCUGAAACUUCCCCUGCUUUAAAACCAUCUCCUUUGACUAUUGGAAGUGUACCAAGUCACAAUUCAGAGAGCUUAGCAAAUGCACAGGCUGAAACAUCCUCUGCAAUAACAUCAUCAUUCAUGACUAUCGGAAAAGUACCAGGUCAAAGUGCCUACAGUUCAGCCAAUGCACAUGCUGAAGCAUACUCUGCAAUAGCACCACCACCAAUGGCUACAGAAGAUAUACCAAGUCCGAAAACACACAGUUCAGCAGAAGCACAUGCAGAAUCGUUAGCAGUAGUUCCACCAUUUUCCUGGACUACAGGUAGUGCACCUAGUGAGAAAACGCACAGUAUGGCAAAUACACAAUCUGAAAUUUCCUCAGCAGUAGCAACAUUACCCUGGACUACAGAAAGUGUACUAAAUGAGAAGGUACACAGUACAGCAAAUUCAUAUUCAGAAACAUCUGCUGCAACAGCACUACCUCCCUGGACUACUGGUAGUGUACACAGUCCGAUUUCACACAGCAUGGCAAAUGCACAUGAUGCAACUGCCUCAGCAAUCCCCUCAUUAGCCAUUCUUUCAGCAGAUGUACCUAGUCAUAAUGCACACAGCUCCUCAACGGCACAUGCUGAAAGUGGUUCUGCAAUAGGACCACCUUCCUUAACUGCAGGGAAUUUACCAACUCCAAACAUACACAGUUCAGAUAAAGCACAUGCUGAAAUUUCCCCUGAUUUAAAACCAUCACCUUUGACUACUGGAAAUGUACCAAAUCAGAAAACAAAGAGCAUAGCAAAUGCACAUGCUGAAACAUCCUCUGCAAUACCAUCAUCAUCCAUGACUAUCGGAAAAGUACCAAGUCAAAAUGCCUACAGUUCAGCCGAUGCACAAGCUGACACAUACUCUGCAAUAGCACCAUCACCAAUGACUACAGGAGGUAUCCCAAGUCCGAAAGUACACAGUUCGGCAGAAGCACAUGCUGAAUCGUUAGCAGUAAUUCCACCACAUUUCUGGACUACAGGUAGUGCACCUAGUGAGAAAACCCACAGUAUGGCAAAUGCACAAACUGAAAUUUCCUCAGCAGUACCAACUUUACCCUGGAUUACAGGAAGUGUACUAGAUGAGAAGGCACACAGUACAGCAAGUUCACAUUCUGAAACAUCUGCUGCAACUGCACAAUCUCCAUGGACUACUGGUAGUGUACAAAGCUCGAAUGCACACAGCAUGGCAAAUGCACAUGAUGGAACUGCCGCAGCAAUCCCCCCAUCAGCCAUUCUUUCAGGAGAUAUACCUAGUAUUAUUGCACACAGCUCAUCAACUGCACACGCUGAAAGUGUUUCUGCAGUAGGACCACCUUCCUUAACUCCAGGGAGUUUACCAAAUCCAAAUAUACACAGUUCAGCUAAAGCACAUGCUGACAUAUCCCCUGCUUUUAAACCAUCUCCUUUGACUAUUGGAACUGUACCAAGUCUGAAGACAGAGAGUUUGGCAAACACACGGGCUGAAAUUUCAUCUACAACGCCACCACCAUCCAUGAGUAUCGGAGAAGUACCAAGUCAAAGUGCCUACAGUUCAGCCAAAGCACAUUUUGAAGCAUACUCUGCAAAAGCUCCAUCACCAAUGACUACAGGAGGUAUACCAAGUGCGAAAGCACACAGUUCGGCAGAAGCACAUGCUGAAUCGUUAGCAGUAAUUCUACCAUUUUCAUGGACAACAGGUAGUGCACCUAGUGAGAAAGCGCACAGUAUGGCAAAUGCUCAAACUGAAAUUUCCUCAGCAGUACCAAUAUCACCCUGGACUACAGGAAGUGUACUAAAUGAGAAGGCACACAGUUCAGCAAGUUCACAUUCUGAAACAGCUGCUGCAACAGCACCAUCUACAUGGACUACCGGUAGUGUACAAAGCCCGAAUGCAAACAGCAUGGCAAAUGCACAUGCUGGAACUGCCUCAGCAAUCCCUCCAUCAUCCAUUGUUUCAGGAAAUGUACCUAGUCAUAAUGCACACAUCUCAUCAACAGCACAUACUGAAAGUGCUUCUGCAAUAAGACCACCUUCCUUAACUGCAGGGAAUUUACCAACCCCCAACAUACACAGUUCGGCUAAAGCAGAUGCUGAAAUUUCCCCUGCUUUAAAACCAUCUCCUUUGACUAUUGGAAGUGUACCAAUUCACAAUUCAGAGAGCCUAGCAAAUGCACAGGCUGAAACAUCCUCUGCAAUACCAUCAUCAUUCACGACUAUCGGUAAAGUACCAGGUCAAAGUGCCUACAGUUCAGCCAAUGCACAUGCUGAAGCAUACUCUGCAAUAGCUCCAUCACCAAUGACUACAGGAUGUAUCCCAAGUCCGAAAGCACACAUUUCGGCAGAAGCACAUGCUGAAUCGUUAGCAGUAAUUCCACCAUUUUCGUGGACUACAGGUAGUGCACCUAAUGAGAAAGCGCACAGUAUGGCAAAUGCACAAACUGAAAUUUCCUCAGCAGUACCAAUAUCACCCUGGACUACAGGAAGUGUACUAAAUGAGAAGGCACACAGUACAUCAAGUUCACAUUCUGAAACAGCUGCAGCAACAGCACCAUCUACAUGGACUACCACUAGUGUACAAAGCCCGAAUGCACACAGCAUGGCAAAUGCACAUACUGUAACUGCCUCAGCAAUCCAUCCAUCAUCCAUUGUUUCAGGAAAUGCACCUACUCAUAAUGCACACAUCUCAUCAACAGCACAUGCUGAAAGUGCUUCUGCAAUAGGACCACCUUCCUUAACUGCAGGGAAUUUACCAACUCCAAACAUACACAGUUCGGCUAAAGCACAUGCUGAAAUUUCCCCUGCUUUAAAACCAUCUCCUUUGAUUAUUGGAAGUGUACCAAUUCACAAUUCAGAGAGCUUAGCAAAUGCACAGGCUGAAACAUCCUCUGCAAUACCAUCAUCAUUCAUGACUAUCGGAAAAGUACCAGGUCAAAGUGCCUACAGUUCAGCCAAUGCACAUGCUGAAGCAUACUCUGCAAUAGCUCCAUCACCAAUGGCUACAGAAGAUAUACCAAGUCCGAAAACACACAGUUCAGCAGAAGCACAUGCAGAAUCGUUGGCAGUAGUUCCACCAUUUUCCUGGACUACAGGUAGUGCACCUAGUGAGAAAACGCACAGUAUGGCAAAUGCACAAACUGAAAUUUCCUCAGCAGUACCAACAUUACCCUGGACUACAGGAAGUGUACUAAAUGAGAAGGCACACAGUAGAGCAAGUUCACAUUCUGAAACAGCUGCUGCAACAGCACCAUCUACAUGGACUACCGGUAGUGUACAAUGUCCGAAUGCACACAGCAUGGCAAAUGCACAUGCUGGAACUGCCUCAGCAAUCCCUCCAUCAUCCAUUGUUUCAGGAAAUGUACCUAGUCAUAAUGCACACAGCUCACCAACUGCACAUGCUGAAAGUGCUUUUGCAAUAGGACCACCUUCCUUAACUGCAUGGAAUUUACCAACUCCAAACAUACACAGUUCAGGUAAAGCACAUGCUGAAAUUUCCCCUGAUUUAAAACCAUCACCUUUGACUACUGGAAAUGUAACAAAUCAGAAAACAAAGAGCAUAGCAAAUGCACAUGCUGAAACAUCCUCUGCAAUACCAUCAUCAUCCAUGACUAUCGGAAAAGUACCAAGUCAAAGUGCCUACAGUUCAGCCAAUGCACAAGCUGACGCAUACUCUGCAAUAGCACCAUCACCAAUGACUAUAGGAGGUAUCCCAAGUCCGAUAGCGCACAGUUCGGCAGAAGCACAUGCUGAAUCGUUAGCAGCAAUUUCACCAUUUUUCUGGACUACAGGUAGUGCACCUAGUGAUGAAACGCACAGUAUGGCAAAUGCACAAACUGAAAUUUCCUCAGCAGUACCAACAUUACCCUGGAUUACAGGAAGUGUACUAAAUGAGAAGGCACACAGUACAGCAAGUUCUCAUUCUGAAACAGCUGCUGCAACAGCACCAUCUACAUGGACUACCGGUAGUGUACAAAGUCCGAAUGCACACAGCAUGGCAAAUGCACAUGCUGUAACUGCCGCGGCUAUCCCUCCAUCAUCCAUUGUUUCAGGAAAUGUACCUAGUCAUAAUGCACACAGCUCAUCAACUGCACAUGCUGAAAGUGCUUUUGCAAUAAGACCACCUUCCUUAACUGCAGGGAAUUUACCAACUCCAAACAUACACAGUUCAGAUAAAGCACAUGCUGAAAUUUCCCCUGCUUUAAAACCAUCUCCUUUGACUAUUGGAAGUGUACCAAUUCACAAUUCAGAGAGCUUAGCAAAUGCACAGGCUGAAACAUCCUCUGCAAUACCAUCAUCAUUCAUGACUAUCGGAAAAGUACCAGGUCAAAGUGCCUACAGUUCAGCCAAUGCACAAGCUGACGCAUACUCUGCAAUAGUACCAUCACCAAUGACUAUAGGAGGUAUCCCAAGUCCGAUAGCACACAGUUCGGCAGAAGCACAUGCUGAAUCGUUAGCAGUAAUUCCACCAUUUUUCUGGACUACAGGUAGUGCACCUAGUAAGAAAACGCACAGUAUGGCAAAUGCACAAACUGAAAUUUCCUCAGCAGUACCAACAUUACCCUGGACUACACGAAGUGUACUAAAUGAGAAGGCACACAGUACAGCAAGUUCACAUUCUGAAACAGCUGCUGCAACAGCACCUUCUACAUGGACUACCGGUAGUGUAAAAAACCCGAAUGCACACAUCAUGGCAAAUGAACAUGCUGGAACUGCCUCAGCAAUCCCUCCAUCAGACAUUCUUUCAGGAGAUGUACCUAGUCAUAAUGCACACAUCUCAUCAACUGCACACGCUGAAAGCUCUUCUGCAAUUGGACCAGCUUCCUUAACUGCAGGGAAUUUACCAAAUCCAAAUAUGUACAGUUCGACGAAAGCACAUGCUGAAAUAUCCCCUGCUUUUAUACCAUCUCUUUUGACUACCGGAAGUGUACCCAAUCAGAAUACAGAGAGUUUGGUAAAUGCACAGGCUGAAACGUCCUCUGCAAUACUAUCAUCAUACAUGACUAUUGGACUAAUACCAAGUCAAAGUGCCUACAGCUCGGCAAAUGCACAUGCUGAAGCAUACUCUGCAAUAGCACCAUCACCAAUGACUACGGGAGGUAUACCAAGUCCGAAAGCGCACAGUUCAGCAGAAGCACAUGCUGAAUCUUUAGCAGUAAUUCCACCGUUUUUCUGGAGUACAGGUAGUGCACAUAAUGAGAAAACGCACAGUUUUGCACUUGCACAUGUUGAAACAGCCUCCGCAAUACCACCAUCAGUCUUGACUUCAGGAGGUAUACGCAGUCAGUACAUACACAGCUCACCAAAUGCACAUGCUGAAAGUGCUUCUACAGUAGCACUGCCUUCCUUGAACACAGGAAGUGUACCCAUUCCAAAUACACACAGUUUAGCUAAAGCACAUGCUGAAAUUUCCCCUGCUUUAAAACCAUCUCCUUUGACUAUUGGAAGUGUACCAAUUCACAAUUCAGAGAGCUUAGCAAAUGCACAGGCUGAAACAUCCUCUGCAAUACCAUCAUCAUUCAUGACUAUCGGAAAAGUACCAGGUCAAAGUGCCUACAGUUCAGCCAAUGCACAUGCUGAAGCAUACUCUGCAAUAGCUCCAUCACCAAUGGCUACAGAAGAUAUACCAAGUCCGAAAACACACAGUUCAGCAGAAGCACAUGCAGAAUCGUUGGCAGUAGUUCCACCAUUUUCCUGGACUACAGGUAGUGCACCUAGUGAGAAAACGCACAGUAUGGAAAAUGCACAAACUGAAAUUUCCUCAGCAGUACCAACAUUACCCUGGACUACAGAAAGUGUACUAAAUGAGAAGAUACACAGUACAGCAAUUUCAUAUUCUGAAACAUCUGCUGCAACUGCACAACCUCCCUGGACUACUGGUAGUGUACACAGUCCGAUUUCACACAGCAUGGCAAAUGCACAUGAUGGAACUGCCUCAGCAAUCCCCUCAUUAGCCUUUCUUUCAGGAGAUGUACCUAGUCAUAAUGCACACAGCUCAUCAACGGCACAUGCUGAAAGUGGUUCUGCAAUAGGACCACCUUCCUUAACUGCAGGGAAUUUACCAACUCCAAACAUACACAGUUCAGAUAAAGCACAUGCUGAAAUUUCCCCUGAUUUAAAACCAUCACCUUUGACUACUGGAAAUGUAACAAAUCAGAAAACAAAGAGCAUAGCAAAUGCACAUGCUGAAACAUCCUCUGCAAUACCAUCAUCAUCCAUGACUAUCGGAAAAGUACCAAGUCAAAGUGCCUACAGUUCAGCCAAUGCACAAGCUGACGCAUACUCUGCAGUAGCACCAUCACCAAUGACUAUAGGAGGUAUCCCAAGUCCGAUAGCGCACAGUUCGGCAGAAGCACAUGCUGAAUCGUUAGCAGCAAUUCCACCAUUUUUCUGGACUACAGGUAGUGCACCUAGUGAUGAAACGCACAGUAUGGCAAAUGCACAAACUGAAAUUUCCUCAGCAGUACCAACAUUACCCUGGAUUACAGGAAGUGUACUAAAUGAGAAGGCACACAGUACAGCAAGUUCUCAUUCUGAAACAGCUGCUGCAACAGCACCAUCUACAUGGACUACCGGUAGUGUACAAAGUCCGAAUGCACACAGCAUGGCAAAUGCACAUGCUGUAACUGCCUCGGCUAUCCCUCCAUCAUCCAUUGUUUCAGGAAAUGUACCUAGUCAUAAUGCACACAGCUCAUCAACUGCACAUGCUGAAAGUGCUUUUGCAAUAAGACCACCUUCCUUAACUGCAGGGAAUUUACCAACUCCAAACAUACACAGUUCAGAUAAAGCACAUGCUGAAAUUUCCCCUGCUUUAAAACCAUCUCCUUUGACUAUUGGAAGUGUACCAAUUCACAAUUCAGAGAGCUUAGCAAAUGCACAGGCUGAAACAUCCUCUGCAAUACCAUCAUCAUUCAUGACUAUCGGAAAAGUACCAGGUCAAAGUGCCUACAGUUCAGCCAAUGCACAAGCUGACGCAUACUCUGCAAUAGUACCAUCACCAAUGACUAUAGGAGGUAUCCCAAGUCCGAUAGCACACAGUUCGGCAGAAGCACAUGCUGAAUCGUUAGCAGUAAUUCCACCAUUUUUCUGGACUACAGGUAGUGCACCUAGUAAGAAAACGCACAGUAUGGCAAAUGCACAAACUGAAAUUUCCUCAGCAGUACCAACAUUACCCUGGACUACACGAAGUGUACUAAAUGAGAAGGCACACAGUACAGCAAGUUCACAUUCUGAAACAGCUGCUGCAACAGCACCAUCUACAUGGACUACCGGUAGUGUAAAAAACCCGAAUGCACACAUCAUGGCAAAUGAACAUGCUGGAACUGCCUCAGCAAUCCCUCCAUCAGACAUUCUUUCAGGGGAUGUACCUAGUCAUAAUGCACACAUCUCAUUGACUGCACACGCUGAAAGCUCUUCUGCAAUUGGACCAGCUUCCUUAACUGCAGGGAAUUUACCAAAUCCAAAUAUAUACAGUUCGGCGAAAGCACAUGCUGAAAUAUCCCCUGCUUUUAUACCAUCUCUUUUGACUACCGGAAGUGUACCCAAUCAGAAUACAGAGAGUUUUGUAAAUGCACAGGCUGAAACGUCCUCUGCAAUACCAUCAUCAUCCAUGACUAUUGGACUAAUACCAAGUCAAAGUGCCUACAGCUCGGCAAAUGCACAUGCUGAAGCAUACUCUGCAAUAGCACCAUCACCAAUGACUAUAGGAGGUAUACCAAGUCCGAAAGCGCACAGUUCAGCAGAAGCACAUGCUGAAUCUUUAGCAGUAAUUCCACCGUUUUUCUGGAGUACAGGUAGUGCACAUAAUGAGAAAACGCACAGUUUUGCACUUGCACAUGUUGAAACAGCCUCCGCAAUACCACCAUCAGUCUUGACUUCAGGAGGUAUACGCAGUCAGUACAUACACAGCUCACCAAAUGCACAUGCUGAAAGUGCUUCUACAGUAGCACUGCCUUCCUUGAACACAGGAAGUGUACCCAUUCCAAAUACACACAGUUUAGCUAAAGCACAUGCUGAAAUUUCCCCUGCUUUAAAACCAUCUCCUUUGACUAUUGGAAGUGUACCAAUUCACAAUUCAGAGAGCUUAGCAAAUGCACACGCUGAAACAUCCUCUGCAAUACCAUCAUCAUUCAUGACUAUCGGAAAAGUACCAGGUCAAAGUGCCUACAGUUCAGCCAAUGCACAUGCUGAAGCAUACUCUGCAAUAGCUCCAUCACCAAUGGCUACAGAAGAUAUACCAAGUCCGAAAACACACAGUUCAGCAGAAGCACAUGCAGAAUCGUUGGCAGUAGUUCCACCAUUUUCCUGGACUACAGGUAGUGCACCUAGUGAGAAAACGCACAGUAUGGAAAAUGCACAAACUGAAAUUUCCUCAGCAGUACCAACAUUACCCUGGACUACAGAAAGUGUACUAAAUGAGAAGAUACACAGUACAGCAAUUUCAUAUUCUGAAACAUCUGCUGCAACUGCACAACCUCCCUGGACUACUGGUAGUGUACACAGUCCGAUUUCACACAGCAUGGCAAAUGCACAUGAUGGAACUGCCUCAGCAAUCCCCUCAUUAGCCUUUCUUUCAGGAGAUGUACCUAGUCAUAAUGCACACAGCUCAUCAACGGCACAUGCUGAAAGUGGUUCUGCAAUAGGACCACCUUCCUUAACUGCAGGGAAUUUACCAACUCCAAACAUACACAGUUCAGAUAAAGCACAUGCUGAAAUUUCCCCUGAUUUAAAACCAUCACCUUUGACUACUGGAAAUGUAACAAAUCAGAAAACAAAGAGCAUAGCAAAUGCACAUGCUGAAACAUCCUCUGCAAUACCAUCAUCAUCCAUGACUAUCGGAAAAGUACCAAGUCAAAGUGCCUACAGUUCAGCCAAUGCACAAGCUGACGCAUACUCUGCAAUAGCACCAUCACCAAUGACUAUAGGAGGUAUCCCAAGUCCGAUAGCGCACAGUUCGGCAGAAGCACAUGCUGAAUCGUUAGCAGCAAUUCCACCAUUUUUCUGGACUACAGGUAGUGCACCUAGUGAUGAAACGCACAGUAUGGCAAAUGCACAAACUGAAAUUUCCUCAGCAGUACCAACAUUACCCUGGAUUACAGGAAGUGUACUAAAUGAGAAGGCACACAGUACAGCAAGUUCUCAUUCUGAAACAGCUGCUGCAACAGCACCAUCUACAUGGACUACCGGUAGUGUACAAAGUCCGAAUGCACACAGCAUGGCAAAUGCACAUGCUGUAACUGCCGCGGCUAUCCCUCCAUCAUCCAUUGUUUCAGGAAAUGUACCUAGUCAUAAUGCACACAGCUCAUCAACUGCACAUGCUGAAAGUGCUUUUGCAAUAAGACCACCUUCCUUAACUGCAGGGAAUUUACCAACUCCAAACAUACACAGUUCAGAUAAAGCACAUGCUGAAAUUUCCCCUGCUUUAAAACCAUCUCCUUUGACUAUUGGAAGUGUACCAAUUCACAAUUCAGAGAGCUUAGCAAAUGCACAGGCUGAAACAUCCUCUGCAAUACCAUCAUCAUUCAUGACUAUCGGAAAAGUACCAGGUCAAAGUGCCUACAGUUCAGCCAAUGCACAAGCUGACGCAUACUCUGCAAUAGUACCAUCACCAAUGACUAUAGGAGGUAUCCCAAGUCCGAUAGCACACAGUUCGGCAGAAGCACAUGCUGAAUCGUUAGCAGUAAUUCCACCAUUUUUCUGGACUACAGGUAGUGCACCUAGUAAGAAAACGCACAGUAUGGCAAAUGCACAAACUGAAAUUUCCUCAGCAGUACCAACAUUACCCUGGACUACACGAAGUGUACUAAAUGAGAAGGCACACAGUACAGCAAGUUCACAUUCUGAAACAGCUGCUGCAACAGCACCAUCUACAUGGACUACCGGUAGUGUAAAAAACCCGAAUGCACACAUCAUGGCAAAUGAACAUGCUGGAAGUGCCUCAGCAAUCCCUCCAUCAGACAUUCUUUCAGGAGAUGUACCUAGUCAUAAUGCACACAUCUCAUCAACUGCACACGCUGAAAGCUCUUCUGCAAUUGGACCAGCUUCCUUAACUGCAGGGAAUUUACCAAAUCCAAAUAUAUACAGUUCGGCGAAAGCACAUGCUGAAAUAUCCCCUGCUUUUAUACCAUCUCUUUUGACUACCGGAAGUGUACCCAAUCAGAAUACAGAGAGUUUUGUAAAUGCACAGGCUGAAACGUCCUCUGCAAUACCAUCAUCAUCCAUGACUAUUGGACUAAUACCAAGUCAAAGUGCCUACAGCUCGGCAAAUGCACAUGCUGAAGCAUACUCUGCAAUAGCACCAUCACCAAUGACUAUAGGAGGUAUACCAAGUCCGAAAGCGCACAGUUCAGCAGAAGCACAUGCUGAAUCUUUAGCAGUAAUUCCACCGUUUUUCUGGAGUACAGGUAGUGCACAUAAUGAGAAAACGCACAGUUUUGCACUUGCACAUGUUGAAACAGCCUCCGCAAUACCACCAUCAGUCUUGACUUCAGGAGGUAUACGCAGUCAGUACAUACACAGCUCACCAAAUGCACAUGCUGAAAGUGCUUCUACAGUAGCACUGCCUUCCUUGAACACAGGAAGUGUACCCAUUCCAAAUACACACAGUUUAGCUAAAGCACAUGCUGAAAUUUCCCCUGCUUUAAAACCAUCUCCUUUGACUAUUGGAAGUGUACCAAUUCACAAUUCAGAGAGCUUAGCAAAUGCACACGCUGAAACAUCCUCUGCAAUACCAUCAUCAUUCAUGACUAUCGGAAAAGUACCAGGUCAAAGUGCCUACAGUUCAGCCAAUGCACAUGCUGAAGCAUACUCUGCAAUAGCUCCAUCACCAAUGGCUACAGAAGAUAUACCAAGUCCGAAAACACACAGUUCAGCAGAAGCACAUGCAGAAUCGUUGGCAGUAGUUGCACCAUUUUCCUGGACUACAGGUAGUGCACCUAGUGAGAAAACGCACAGUAUGGAAAAUGCACAAACUGAAAUUUCCUCAGCAGUACCAACAUUACCCUGGACUACAGAAAGUGUACUAAAUGAGAAGAUACACAGUACAGCAAUUUCAUAUUCUGAAACAUCUGCUGCAACUGCACAACCUCCCUGGACUACUGGUAGUGUACACAGUCCGAUUUCACACAGCAUGGCAAAUGCACAUGAUGGAACUGCCUCAGCAAUCCCCUCAUUAGCCUUUCUUUCAGGAGAUGUACCUAGUCAUAAUGCACACAGCUCAUCAACGGCACAUGCUGAAAGUGGUUCUGCAAUAGGACCACCUUCCUUAACUGCAGGGAAUUUACCAACUCCAAACAUACACAGUUCAGAUAAAGCACAUGCUGAAAUUUCCCCUGAUUUAAAACCAUCACCUUUGACUACUGGAAGUGUACCAAAUCAGAAAACAAAGAGCAUAGCAAAUGCACAUGCUGAAACAUCCUCUGCAAUACCAUCAUCAUCCAUGACUAUCGGAAAAGUACCAAGUCAAAGUGCCUACAGUUCAGCCAAUGCACAAGCUGACGCAUACUCUGCAAUAGCACCAUCACCAAUGACUAUAGGAGGUAUCCCAAGUCCGAUAGCACACAGUUCGGCAGAAGCACAUGCUGAAUCGUUAGCAGCAAUUCCACCAUUUUUCUGGACUACAGGUAGUGCACCUAGUGAGAAAGCGCACAGUAUGGCAAAUGCACAAACUGAAAUUUCCUCAGCGGUACCAACAUUACCCUGGACUACAGGAAGUGUACUAAAUGAGAAGGCACACAGUACAGCAAGAUCACAUUCUGAAACAGCUGCUGCAACAGCACCAUCUACAUGGACUACCGGUAGUGUACUAAGUCCGAAUGCACACAGCAUGGCAAAUGCACAUGCUGUAACUGCCUCGGCUAUCCCUCCAUCAUCCAUUGUUUCAGGAAAUGUACCUAGUCAUAAGGCACACAGCUCAUCAAUUGCACAUGCUGAAAGUGCUUUUGCAAUAGGACCACCUUCCUUAACUGCAGGGAAUUUACCAACUCCAAACAUACACAGUUCAGAUAAAGCACAUGCUGAAAUUUCCCCUGAUUUAAAACCAUCACCUUUGACUACUGGAAAUGUACCAAAUCAGAAAACAAAGAGCAUAGCAAAUGCACAUGCUGAAACAUCCUCUGCAAUACCAUCAUCAUCCAUGACUAUCGGAAAAGUACCAAGUCAAAAUGCCUACAGUUCAGCCGAUGCACAAGCUGACACAUACUCUGCAAUAGCACCAUCACCAAUGACUACAGGAGGUAUCCCAAGUCCGAAAGUACACAGUUCGGCAGAAGCACAUGCUGAAUCGUUAGCAGUAAUUCCACCACAUUUCUGGACUACAGGUAGUGCACCUAGUGAGAAAACCCACAGUAUGGCAAAUGCACAAACUGAAAUUUCCUCAGCAGUACCAACUUUACCCUGGAUUACAGGAAGUGUACUAGAUGAGAAGGCACACAGUACAGCAAGUUCACAUUCUGAAACAUCUGCUGCAACUGCACAAUCUCCAUGGACUACUGGUAGUGUACAAAGCUCGAAUGCACACAGCAUGGCAAAUGCACAUGAUGGAACUGCCGCAGCAAUCCCCCCAUCAGCCAUUCUUUCAGGAGAUAUACCUAGUAUUAUUGCACACAGCUCAUCAACUGCACACGCUGAAAGUGUUUCUGCAGUAGGACCACCUUCCUUAACUCCAGGGAGUUUACCAAAUCCAAAUAUACACAGUUCAGCUAAAGCACAUGCUGACAUAUCCCCUGCUUUAAAACCAUCUCCUUUGACUACUGGAAAUAUACCAAGUCAGAAUGCAGAGAGCUUAGGAAAUACACAGGCUGAAACAUCCUCUUCCAAACCAUCAUCUGCCAUGACUGGCGGAAAAGUACCAAGUCAAAGCGUUUACAGUUCAGCAAAUGCACAGGCUGAAGCAUACUCUGCAAUAGUACCAUCACCAAUGACUACAGGAGGUAUAACAAGUCGAAAAGCACACAGUUCGGCAGAAGCACAUGCUGAAUCGUUAGCAGUAAUUCCACCAUUUUCCUGGAUUACAGGUAGUGCAUCUAGAGAGAAAGCGCACAGUAUGGCAAAUGCACAAACUGAAAUUCCUGCUGCAGCACCAACAUUACCCUGGACUACAGGAAGUGUACCAAAUGAGAAGGCACACAGUACAGCAAGUUCACAUUCUGAAACAGCUGCUGCAACAGCACCUUCUACAUGGACUACCGGUAGUGUAAAAAACCCGAAUGCACACAUCAUGGCAAAUGAACAUGCUGGAAGUGCCUCAGCAAUCCCUCCAUCAGACAUUCUUUCAGGAGAUGUACCUAGUCGUAAUGCACACAUCUCAUCAACUGCACACGCUGAAAGCUCUUCUGCAAUUGGACCAGCUCGCUUAACUGCAGGGAAUUUACCAAAUCCAAAUAUAUACAGUUCGGCGAAAGCACAUGCUGAAAUAUCCCCUGCUUUUGUACCAUCUCUUUUGACUACCGGAAGUGUACCCAAUCAGAAUACAGAGAGUUUGGUAAAUGCACAGGCUGAAACGUCCUCUGCAAUACCAUCAUCAUCCAUGACUAUUGGACUAAUACCAAGUCAAAGUGCCUACAGCUCGGCAAAUGCACAAGCUGAAGCAUACUCUGCAAUAGCACCAUCACCAAUGACUACGGGAGGUAUACCAAGUCCGAAAGCGCACAGUUCAGCAGAAGCACAUGCUGAAUCUUUAGCAGUAAUUCCACCGUUUUUCUGGAGUACAGGUAGUGCACAUAAUGAGAAAACGCACAGUUUUGCACUUGCACAUGUUGAAACAGCCUCCGCAAUACCGCCAUCAGUCUUGACUUCAGGAGGUAUACGCAGUCAGUACAUACACAGCUCACCAAAUGCACAUGCUGAAAGUGCUUCUACAGUAGCACUGCCUUCCUUGAACACAGGAAGUGUACCCAUUCCAAAUACACACAGUUUAGCUAAAGCACAUGCUGAAAUUUCCCUUGCUUUACAACCAUCUCCUUUGACUAUAGGAAGUGUACCAAAUCUGAAUACAGAGAGUUUGGCAAAUGUGCAUGCUGAAACUUUCUCUUCACUAUCAUCACCCUGGACUACAGGAGGAAUACCAAGUAUCAAUGCUCAAAGCUCAGCAAAUACGUGGGCUGAAACUUCCUCUGCAGUACUACCAUCAUCCAUGACUAUGGUGGAAGUACCAAGAAAUAAUGCAUACACCCCAGCAAAUGUACAAGCUGGAACUUCCUCUGCAGUAUCACCAUCACCCUUGACCUUGGAAGAAGUACCAGCUCAGAAUGCAUACAGCUCGGCAAAUGCACAUGCUGCAACUUCCUCUGCAGUACCACCAUCACCUUGGACCACUGGAAAUGUACCAAGUCAGAAGGCACACAGCUCAGCAAGUGCUCAUUCUGAAACAUCUGCUGCUUUGGCGCCAUCUUCGUGGACUGCAAGCAUUGUACCAAUUGAGACUGGAUACACUACGGCAAACGCACAUGCUGCAGCAGUCUCAGUAAUACCACUAUCAGUCACGACUUCAGGAGGUGUACCCAGUCAGAAUGCAAAGGGCUCAGCAAAUGCACAUUCUGAAAGUACUUCUACAGUAGCACCUCCUUCCUUGACUACAGGGAGUGUAUCCACUCCAAAUACCCACAGUUCAGCUAAAGCACAUGCCGAAAUUUCCCCUGCUUUACAACCAUCUCCUUUGACUAUAGGAAGUGUACCAAAUCUGAAUACAGAGAGUUUGGCAAAUGUGCAUGCUGAAACUUUCUCUUCACUAUCAUCACCCUGGACUACAGGAGGCAUACCAAGUAACAAUGCUCAAAGCUCAGGAAAUACUCGGGCUGAAACUUCCGCUACAGUACUACCAUCACCCAUGAUUGUGGUAGAAGUACCAAGACAUAAUGCAUACACCCCAGAAAAUGCACAAGCUGGAACUUCCUCUUCAGUAUCACCAUCACCCUUGAUUUUGGAAGAAGUACCAGCUCGGAAUGUAUACAGCUCGGCAAAUGCUCAUGCUGCAACGUCCUCUGCAGCACCACCAUCACCCUGGACUGCUGGAAAUGUACUAAGUCAGAAGGCACACAGCUCAGCCAGUGCUCAUUCUGAAACAUUUGCUGCUUUGGCGCCAUCAUCGUGGACUGCAAGUAGUGUACCAAGUGAGACUGUCCACACUACGGCAGACGCACAUGCUGGAACAGCUUCAGCAGUAUCAUCAUCAACCAUGACGUCAGGUGGUGCAGCAAGUCAGAACGCUCACAGCUCAGCAAAUGCACAUGCUGAAAGUUCAUCUGCUACAGCAUCACCUUCCUUGAUUGCAGGAAGUGUAUCAACUGCAAAUACACACAAUGCAGCUAACGCACAUGCCGAAACUUCCCCUGCUUUACAACUAUCUCCUUUGACUAAUAGAAGUGUACCAAGUCAGAAUGCACACAGUAUGGCAAAUGCAAAUGCUGAAACUUCCCUUGCGAUACCAACAUUUCCCUGGACUACAGGGACUAUACCUGGUCAGAAUGGAAAGAUUUCGGGAAUAUCAAAUGCUGAAUCUUUCUCUGGCAUACAUCCAUCACACUGGACUAGAGGUAGUGUACCAAGUCAGAACACACACACUUCAGCAAAAGCACAUGUGGAAACUUCCUCUGGAAUUGCACCAUGUUCGUUGUGUACAGGAAGUGUACCAGGUCGGAACAAAGGCACCCAUGAUGAAACUUUCUCUGCAAUAGGAGUUUCUCCUUGGGCUACAGGAAUUGUACCAAUUCAGAGCACACACAGUGCGGCAAACGCAGAUUCUGUAUCUUCUUCUCCAAUACCACCAUCUCUCUGGGCAACAGGAAGUGUACCAAGUAUCAAUGCACUCAGUUCGGCAAAUGCACCUGCUGAUAGUUCCUCAGCAGCACCGCCAUCUCCCCUGAGUAAAAUUAAUGUACCAAGUCAAUUUGGACACAUUUUGUCAAAUGCACAUGCUGAAACCUCCUCUACAUUACCACCAUUUCUCUGGACCGCUGUAAACGCACCAAGUCAGAAGACUCACACUUCGGCAUAUGCACAUGCUGAAACUUACUCUGCAGUGGCACCACCUCCGUGGACCUCUAGAACUGAAUCAAGUCAGAAUAUACACUCUUUAGCAAAUACACAUGCCGAAACGUCUUCUGCAGUAGUACCAUCCCUCUUGACUGCAGGAAGUGCACCAAGUCAGAACACACACAGUUUGGCAAAUGCACAUGCUGUAGCUUCCUCUGCCUUACCACCAUCUCCCUGGACUACAUUAAGUGUAUCGAUUCAGAACGCCCACAGUUUGGGAAAGGGUCAUUCUGAGACGUCCUCUGCAACAUCAUCAUCUCCCUUGACUACAGGCAGUGUACCAAGUCAGAAUGCACUUAGUGCAGUGAAUACAGAUGCUGAAGUUUCCUCUGCAUUACCACCGUUUCCCUUGAGUACAGGUAGUGUACCAAGUCAGUACAUACACAGUUUAGCAAAUGCACAUGCUGAAACAGAUACUGCAAGUAGCUUCAGUUAUGGUGGUUCUGGUGGAGUUACGGGUCUCAUUGGGUUUAUAGCACGACACGAUGCUUUCGGGGGAACUGGAAGCUUCAGGUUUUUAGAUAGGUAUUUGUGA
Messenger RNA from Schistocerca nitens (vagrant locust), 23406 nucleotides. RefSeq names its product mucin-17-like. The transcript has 2 exons. NCBI's taxonomy places the organism in Eukaryota, Metazoa, Arthropoda, Insecta, Orthoptera, Acrididae. Bases 1 to 23406 code for a protein of 7801 amino acids. The record is from RefSeq and is a predicted model, not a curated record.